Messenger RNA from Hippoglossus stenolepis (Pacific halibut), 4775 nucleotides. It is a transcript of the gene akt3a, whose product is annotated as v-akt murine thymoma viral oncogene homolog 3a. The record is from RefSeq and is a predicted model, not a curated record. The transcript is spliced from 14 exons. Gene Ontology annotation, biological process: protein phosphorylation. Bases 646 to 2085 code for a protein of 479 amino acids. Gene Ontology annotation, molecular function: protein serine/threonine kinase activity; ATP binding. NCBI's taxonomy places the organism in Eukaryota, Metazoa, Chordata, Actinopteri, Pleuronectiformes, Pleuronectidae.
GUCACGAGCUCUCCAUGAAAGUCAAAACAACCGCUCGGCCGCGGUGACGUUUUCCCUCCGCGGAAAUUGUCCCCGUUCUUGAGCCUUUCGCGAUUCAAACGACUAUUUCCGGUCCGGUCCCUUUUUAACCUGGCUCGUCUCGGCUCGGCUCGGCUCGGAGUCCGGCCCGCAUAGCUUUACGUGACGGCCGAUGAGGAGGAGCAGGUGCACGGGGACAGACCGCAGCACCUGCCGCUACAGGCUGAGUCACUGCUGGUGAGGAGGAAGGUCUGGAGAGGGAACGAGAGAGGAGGAGGAGGAGGUGGUGGAGGAGGGGGAGAAGAAGAAGAAGAAGAAGAAGGGAGGGAGGGGAGGCAGGGAGAUAAGCCACAACAGGAAGCAAAACGACACACACGCGUACACAAACACAGUGUGUGCGCGUCCGAGAGAGAGACUGCGCGAACAAGAGGGUGAACGGGAAAGGAAGGGAGGGAGAGUGACGCGGAGGCUGGGAGAGCCUGGCCCCCCCCUCCUCCUCCUCCUCCUCCUCCUCCUCCUCUCCUCCUCUCCCUCUCUUUCUCUCCUCUCCUCCUCUCCUCCCCUCCUCCCCCUCUCUCUCUCUGUGGAGCAGGCGUGUAGCGGCAUCAGACUCGGCGUGAAGGAACCAUGAGCGAUGUCACCAUCGUUAGAGAGGGAUGGCUCCAGAAACGGGGUGAAUACAUAAAGAACUGGCGACCGCGUUACUUCCUGUUGAAGACAGACGGCUCCUUCAUCGGCUACAAAGAGAAACCUCAGGACGCAGACCUGCCCUACCCCCUAAAUAACUUUUCUGUAGCAAAAUGUCAGCUGAUGAAGACAGAGAGGCCAAAGCCAAACACCUUCAUCAUACGCUGCCUCCAGUGGACCACAGUCAUCGAGAGGACCUUCCACGUGGACACUCCUGAUGAGAGAGAUGAGUGGACUGACGCCAUUCAGAUGGUCGCCGACAAGCUGCAGAAACAAGAGGAGGAGAGGAUCCAGUGCAGCCCCACCUCCAAUAUCGACAACAUGGUCGAGGAGGAGAUGGACAUCUCUACCACACAACACAAACGCAAGACAAUGAGUGACUUCGACUACCUGAAGCUGCUGGGAAAGGGAACCUUUGGCAAAGUGAUUCUGGUCCGAGAAAAGGCCAGCGGGAAAUAUUAUGCCAUGAAAAUCCUAAAAAAAGAAGUCAUCAUAGCCAAGGAUGAAGUGGCUCACACACUCACGGAGAGCAGAGUGCUGAAAAACACCAGACAUCCUUUUCUCACCUCGCUGAAGUAUUCAUUCCAGACUAAAGACCGCCUCUGUUUCGUCAUGGAGUAUGUGAAUGGAGGAGAGCUGUUUUUCCAUUUGUCCAGAGAGCGGGUGUUCUCGGAGGAGCGCACGCGCUUCUACGGCGCCGAGAUCGUCUCAGCUCUCGACUACCUGCAUUCCGCCAAGAUUGUGUACCGGGACCUCAAGUUGGAGAACCUGAUGCUGGAUAAAGAUGGCCAUAUCAAGAUCACUGAUUUCGGCCUCUGCAAGGAGGGUAUCACAGACGCUGCUACCAUGAAGACCUUCUGUGGCACUCCGGAGUACCUAGCACCAGAGGUCCUGGAGGACAACGACUACGGUCGGGCGGUGGACUGGUGGGGUUUGGGUGUGGUGACGUACGAGAUGAUGUGCGGCCGACUGCCGUUCUACAACCAGGACCACGAGAAGCUGUUUGAGCUCAUCCUCAUGGAGGACAUCAAGUUCCCUCGCACUCUGUCAUCCGACGCGAAGUCGCUGCUGUCCGGCCUGCUCAUCAAAGACCCCAACAAACGGUUGGGUGGAGGACCAGAUGAUGCUAAGGAAAUAAUGAGACACAGCUUCUUCACUGGUGUUGACUGGCAGGACGUCUACGAUAAAAAGCUCGUCCCGCCCUUCAAGCCUCAGGUGACGUCGGAGACAGACACCAGAUACUUUGACGAGGAGUUCACAGCCCAGACCAUCACCGUCACUCCACCAGAGAAAUUUGACGAGGACGGGAUGGAGUGUCUGGACAACGAGAGACGGCCGCACUUCCCACAGUUCUCCUACUCGGCCAGCGGGCGGGAAUGAUCAGUCCGUCACGCGGGUGACGCCGUCACAGCUGAUCUCUGAGGUCAUCAGUGUGGGACAAAAACAAAGACCCACAGCUUUGGACUGACCCGAAACAAACAAUGACUUGAAGGAUUUAGCCCUUCCCCUCCUCUUCUUCACCUCUCUACCCAUUAAUUUAUUCUUAUUUUGUGAAUCCAUCUCUAGAAAGAAAUUCCAGGCCAAAUUUCCCUCUAAAUCCUGCACUGCAUCCCCAGGUGAUCCGAGCUGUGAUGUGAUCACUUACUAUGUAAUGUCCCUUUAAUGACAGGAGCAUCACCGGUGGCCUGCUGUGCUUUGACGUAUGUGGGUCCAGACAAACGUAAAACAAGCACCUCUGAUCAAGUUAGACGACAGCUGAUGGAUUUUUUUUUAAAAAGGAGACGUUUUUUGUGGCUUCCCAUCCGUACGAGGGAGAUACAGCGUUUUAAGUCGUUCGAACCCAAAACUGCCGUUUCCGGUUGUAUCUCAGGCUUUUUGCAAACCGAUUCUCAGACUCAGCGAGACGCUCGGCUCUGAUUUCACGUCCUUACGUAGAUAAUACAUCUGGGAUUGACUGAGGCUGCCUGGCAUUGAGGAAACAGUUGUCGCCGACGAGCAGAAUCCUGCACACCUCGUGUCACCGAGCAGGAUUUGACUCAGGUUUUGCUCAGUGCAAUUCAUUAUUAUUGUUGCUGCUAUUUCAACUUCUACUACAACUACUACAGGUACUACUGCUAUACUUCUAAAACCCGGUGCUACACUACUAGCUUGAUGCUGCAGGUCAUUACACAGGCGCCAGCAACACAUCAGCCACCUGUAUUCACGUCCAUGCUUGUACAGCUGCAGCACAGACGUUACCACGACAGGUCUGUAGAUCGAGAUGAUGGGAUGUGAUGUGAUGUGUGUGUGAGUGUGUGCGAGGUACUAUUAUGAUUGUCGUCAUUAUUAUUGGUCUGUGUUGAAGAUCGCACCUCAAAGCACAGCAGCUCAGAAGGAUGAAGCUCCCAAACCGUGAGCUUUACUACGUUACCCACAAUGCAGUGCAAGGUGGUUAAUAUAUCCGGGAUUGCAGAGGUGAAAAAGGAGAGGAUGGUUUUAACGACUUGCCCCCCCCCCGACCCCCCUUCCCCAGAGUUCUUUCUCUUUUAUUUAUUUCUCAAACAGCUACGAGUCCCUCUGAGUUUCAGUCUCUGUCACAAAAGGGAAAAAACAACCUGAGAGGUUGCUCAGCGUGGACGACGGAAAGCUUUACUGUGACAUAUUGUUAUCAUGGCUUUGGGAAGCACACGGCUGUGCCUGUGUGUGUCACUGUGCAGGAAAGGGAAACCGCAGCAGGGACAGACUCACCGCAGUGUGAAGAGUAGAGUCCAGGACGGCAGGUCCACAGUGAUGAGCAGAGAGAGAGAGAGAGAGUGUGUACAGGUAAACGGCUCCAUGAAUGAUACAAUAUGAGAUAUUUACAAUGUGAUAUUUUAUGAGGUGUCCACGAGCGAGGUAACUGUCAAUCUCCUGUUUCCUGUGACUUCCUCACGAAGGAUUUAAAAAGAUGUGCUCGACGAGGUGGUUCGCAUCAAAGGUUUUGGGUUUACACCAAUCACAGCAAAGGCUAUAAUAUAUAUAUGUUCUAUUUAUUGUUCUACUCAUCGGUUUUAUAUUUAACUUUUUCUAUUGUUAUGACGUUAUUCUAGAGAUAAUUAUUUCUUAGGGCUGAGAGAGAGAAAAAAAAAAAGAAAAAAGGCACCUCAAGAAACAAAAAUGGCUGAAGAAUGUAGGAGGGAAAGCAGAUCGCCUUCCUGCUCCAUCGUUUAUCUUAAUGUCUGUGUGUUGUUUUCUGACCAAAAUGUGACGGGACGCGUGGAAGACGACGAGAGUUUCACUGUGAGCAGAUAAACAAAAAAAAAGAAAAAAGGAGAGGAAACGAAUUCCUUCUUCAACUUUAUCCAAAUCCUCCCACAGGCGUCGAGCGUGAAGGCUCGCGUCACCCGACACUGACACGAAUGUCCGCCAUCUUUAAUCUGGUCACAGGUUCGAGUCGGCGAAGUUCAGAGAGAAAGACGAAAGAGGAAGUCGAGUGGAAAAGAAAAGAAAAAACGAGUGCAGCACAGAAUGUAAAGCAGGAAGUGAGGGAAAGAGUUUCACGACUAAGUGCGUGGAGGUGAGCGAGAGGAGGAAGUGGAAGAGGAGGCACGAGGGGGUUUGAAGGUCAGCGUUUGUCGGAUAUUCACACGAGACUCUCCUCCAUCUUUUAACGCGUCCCGACAUUUCUCCGGUCCUGUUUGUUUUUUGCGAUUGUUUUGUCGUCAUUUGUCUUCCAGUUUGACCAACAACGAUUUUUAAACUCCGGGCCGGUUUGAGCCACGAGCUCCAAACUUUGACAUCCAGCACUUAAGAGUAAAAAAAAAAGAAAAUCGGAGAUAUAUUUUUCAAAAAUCCAAAAUAGCGUCACGUUGGAAGACGUCAACGACAAAGAGGACGACGUGAAUUAAAAACGCAGGGGGACGUGCUCUCAUUAGAAAACUGCAUUCCACUCUUAUUUAUGUGAAUGUUUUUAUGAUCGUUGGAUAACUUGAAUUUCUCUUUUCUGUUUAAUUUAUUUGAUGUGAGUUUAGCAGUGAGGGGGCGUAGUCGUGUUUCUCUCUGCGGUUUAAUUCUUCAGAGACUCUGUUCUAAAAUAAAUGCCUCCGUUGUUU